GCACGCAUUUCUAGCCUCUGUGUUUCUCUCCUCUCUUUCUCCGGGCGUCUCCAGCCUCGUUUUUUUCCCCCCUUCGAGAUGAAGGCGUUGAGCCCGGUUCGCGGCUGCUACGAGGCGGUGUGCUGCUUGUCAGAAAGGAGUCUGGCCAUCGCGCGGGGCCGUGGCAAGAGUCCUGCGGCCGAAGAGCCUCUGAGUCUCCUGGACGACAUGAAUCACUGCUACUCGCGCCUCAGGGAACUGGUGCCCGGAGUCCCGCGAGGCACUCAGCUUAGCCAGGUGGAAAUCCUACAACGCGUUAUCGACUACAUCCUCGACCUCCAGGUGGUCCUCGCCGAGCCGGCCCCGGGACCCCCGGAUGGGCCGCAUCUCCCCAUCCAGACAGCUGAGCUUACUCCAGAACUGGUGAUUUCCAACGACAAGCGGAGCUUCUGCCACUGACCCGCUGUCCUGCCACCACCAGAACGCAGGUGCUGGCGCCCAUUCCGUCACCUGGGACCCAGGGACCCUCUCCGGCCGGAAGCCCGAGGGCAUGGAUGAACCCCCAACCUCUCGCCUGCCCACAUUACUUCCCCAAACCCCUGCCUCGAGGCUGGACCUGGCGCCGGGAGCGAAGGACUGUGAACUUGGGUGGCCUGAAGAGCCAGAGCUAGCGCUGGUCACCAGCUGGGCAACGUCACCCUGUCCCCACCCCAAGUUUUUAAAGACUAUGUUGCAGAGAGUUGGGGGGGGUCUUGGGGGGAGGGGAGUGGCUGCUCUCCAAACUGCCAAGGCGGGGAUAUAGAGCUGGUUUUCUGGUCUGGAGAAAGGCUCUGCUGCCCUGAUUAUGAACUCUAUAAUAGAGUAUAUAGCUUUUGUACCUUUUUUGCAGGAAGGUGACUUUCUGUAAUCGUGAUGUAUAUUGAACUUUUUAUAAAAGUUAACGUUUCGCAUAAUAAACGAUUUUUUAAACACUUUGUA
Perognathus longimembris pacificus (Pacific pocket mouse) is the source of this 957-nucleotide messenger RNA. RefSeq names its product inhibitor of DNA binding 3, HLH protein (gene Id3). Gene Ontology annotation, cellular component: cytoplasm; nucleus. Gene Ontology annotation, molecular function: transcription regulator activity; protein dimerization activity. The record is from RefSeq and is a predicted model, not a curated record. The transcript is spliced from 3 exons. Lineage: Eukaryota; Metazoa; Chordata; Mammalia; Rodentia; Heteromyidae. Bases 79 to 438 code for a protein of 119 amino acids. Gene Ontology annotation, biological process: circadian regulation of gene expression; negative regulation of transcription by RNA polymerase II; cell differentiation.